This is a messenger RNA of Rhipicephalus sanguineus (brown dog tick), 3448 nucleotides long. Its product is annotated as probable phosphorylase b kinase regulatory subunit alpha. The coding region runs from base 5 to 3448 and encodes 1147 amino acids. The record is from RefSeq and is a predicted model, not a curated record. Gene Ontology annotation, cellular component: phosphorylase kinase complex. NCBI's taxonomy places the organism in Eukaryota, Metazoa, Arthropoda, Arachnida, Ixodida, Ixodidae. The transcript has 2 exons. Gene Ontology annotation, biological process: glycogen metabolic process. Gene Ontology annotation, molecular function: calmodulin binding.
CGUCAUGUACCGACGCGAGCGCUUCAGGGGCAGCCGGCUCGACUAUUACCACAACCUCUUGUACCGGACGGUGAUCGAGCACCAGGACCCCGUGACCGGACUCAUACCGGGCCACAAGUUCGGCGGAAAGCACGCCUGGGUUCGCGACAACGUCUACUGCGUGAUCGCCAUGUGGGCUCUCUCCAUGGCGUACAAGAAGCACGCCGAACUGGACGACGACCUUGCCAGGGCGUACGAGCUGGAGCACAGCUCCGUCAAGCUCAUGCGGGGUCUUCUGGUCUCCAUGAUGAAGCAGAAGGACAAGCUGGAGCGCUUCAAGGAGACGCAGAGCGCGAGCGACUGCCUGCACGCCAAGUACGACGCGGCCACGGGAGGCGUCUGCGUCGGCGACCAGGAUUGGGGACACCUGCAGAUCGACGCCACGUCGCUCUACUUGCUCGUCCUCGCCCAGGUCACGGCCUCCGGCCAGCAGGUCAUCUUCAACCUGGACGAAGUGGCCUUCAUCCAGAACCUGGUCUUCUACAUCGAGAACGCGUACUGCAUACCGGACUUCGGCGUCUGGGAGCGGGGCGAGAAGACCAACCAGGGCGUCCGCGAGUUGAACGCGAGUUCGGUGGGCGCCGCCAAGGCCGCGCUGGAGGCCCUCAGCGAGUUGGACCUGUUUGGCUGCAGGGGAGGACCUGCCUCGGUGAUCCACGUCCUCUCGGACGAGACGGAGAAGUGCGACGCAGUUCUCCGCUCCAUGCUUCCGCGAGAGUCAAACUCCAAGGAGGUGGACGCCGCCCUGCUCGCGGUGAUCGGCUUCCCCGUAUUCGCCAUAGACGAUCCCGACCUCAUACAUAGGACCCGGGUGACCAUCGUCGACAAGCUGCAGGGUCUGUACGGCUGCAAGCGUUUCCUCCGAGACGGCUACAAGACGCCCCGAGAGGACUCUCGGAGGCUGUACUACGAGCCGUGGGAGCUGCAGAUGUUCGACAACAUCGAGUGCGAGUGGCCGCUCUUCUUCUGCUACUUCAUCAUAGACGCCUUCUUCCGCGAGGAACGGAACACCGCCGAUGAGUACUCCGAGCUUCUCGACCGACUGCUGAUCAAGACCGAUACUGGCCUCAAGUUGGUUCCCGAAAUGUACGCUGUUCCCGCAGAUGCGGUCAACCACGAGUACGAGCAACCCCAUACUCAGCUCAGGAUGCCCGUUGGCGAGAUUCCGUUCAUGUGGGCCCAGUCGCUUUACGUCGUGGGCAAGCUACUGGAAGAAGGCUUUCUGGCUCCCGCAGAGCUUGACCCGCUCAACCGGCGUUUCAGCUGUUUGAAAAGGACCGAACUGGUCAUCCAGGUGGUUUUGUUGGCCGAAAACGGUGAGGUGAAGGAUAAAAUUGCUGGCAUCUAUCCGAAUAUCCAGACGGUCGCCGAAGUCUACCCGUACGAGGCCCAUCCGGCUCGCGUUCUUGGAGAGUUGUACUCGUACCUCGGGAAGAACCACAAGAUGGGCCUUUCCGGUCGCCUGUCCAAGGACGUUGGACUGGUGGCCACGAGCAAAAUAUAUCAGCUGAAGGACCGCACGUGCGUGUUCACGCCGCAGAACCUAGACAGUAGGGAAUUCUAUCUGGUCAACGACGUGGAUCUGUUUUCCAGCACUCUUCGAUCGGACGUGGCCAUGCUGCGCGCCAACUGGAAAGUGCCCGGAAGACCCACCAUGGUGGUGACUCUCGGCCCGCAGCAGAUCGUCGAUGGCAAGGUUCCCGUCAGCCUGCGCCAGACCAUAAAGAAACUCGUGGGCGGCUACGUGCACGGCACGCGCGUCUGCGUGAGCCGCAUGGGCGAAUUCUUCAGCACUUCAUGCGUGGCCAGCUUAGAGUUCCUGUCCAGUUACGAGACUGGCGAACCGGACAUCGUGCCCGCUCCUAUCCGCGAUUACGUGGACAACGAGACGGGGUUCUCCGUGCACUCGCGCAGCCCCGGCAGUCCGUCGCUGCCGUACUCAGACUACGCUACUCCUGGUCUACUCGGGUCACCCACCUCCGGUGUCAUCCGGCAGUCGCGAUCGCUGACCGGCCUCGACAGCCCCGGCAGCGGAAUGAUGAUAUCGCGGCGGUCUUCGUCCGACGACGUCCCGGUGCGUUACCGCGCCGUCUCCGAGCUUCGUCUCGAACAGGUCACCGACAUCGAGCUUCUCACCACGCUUCAGGAAACCGACUCGAUGGAAGAGCAAGGCGACAUCCUUCACUACCUCUCCGUCCACAAGGGCUUCAACUGGGACACCGGUCUCGGUCGUCCCAACUCGGUGGUCACCGUGUGGAACCUUUUCGAGGACUUCUACGAGCGCGCCUGCCAGGAACACCGCUGGGGCCUGGUGCGUCACUUCGCGGGCGCCUUGGGCAAGCGGGUCGAGGACCUGGCCAAGUCGGUGACCGACUUGCUGGUGCGCCAGAAGCAGGUGACGGUGGGCAUACCACCUCACAGCGAGCAGGUCAUCACGCGCCCGCUCUCCAACAAGAAGCUGCGCCGCAUCAUCACCGACGUGUACCGGGGAGACCAGAGCAUGGCGAUGCUGACGCAGGAGCUGAUCGCCUACCUGGCCACAUUCAUCCAGACGGACCCUCACCUGUUCCACGAGAUGCUGCGGCUGCGCGUGGGCCUCAUAAUAGAGGUGAUGGCGUCCGAACUGGCACGUGCCACGGGCAGCAAGGACCAGGACAACUUCGAGCUGCUGUUCAACCUGAGCCCCUACGAGACGCAGUCCCUGCUGCUGGCCAUCCUGAGCGGCCGCGAGCAGGCGGACUUUCGGACCCUCUCGGCGCAGGACAGCUUCGUCGCCACCAAGCACACCGCGGUGCACGCGUUUGUUCGCGGACCCGAGAUGGUCGAGGGCGAACUGGAAGUGCCGGUCGACCACCAACCGCAAGGCCAGUGGCUCCGAAGGAGGCGGCUGGACGGCGCCCUCAACCGCGUUCCCGUUGGCUUCUACUCCCGCGUCUGGGCCAUCCUCGAGCGUUGUCCAGGGGUCUGGAUACGAGGCCAGUGCCUGCCGUGGGCCCUCACCAGGGAGAUGACUCCCGGGGAGUUCAAGUUCGCGCUCCGCGUCGAGGAGAUGCUCAACAGGAUUCCGGAGCCCGAGUACCGGCAGCUCCUAGUCGAGACGCUCAUGGUGCUAAGCCUCGUCGUCGAGAACGACACCGUGGACAAGUUCUGCGAGCCCCUGGACAUCGAGAUGAUCGUGCGGCGGGCGCACGCGUUGUUCAUCGAGGACCAGCGACGUUGCAGCGGGGACGCGACGUUGUGCUGUUGCGUCUCGCCGCCCGUGGUGCCGUGUCAGGUGACGGUGGGGAUCUGCGAGCGCUUCUACGACUCCGCGCCCAGCGGUUCCUUCGGCACCAUGACGUACAUCGUGCGCGCGCUGGCGUACGCGCUGCACGACUUGACCUCUGCGACGGAUUGCACGGUGUCGUAG